AUGUCUGAUGUAUUUGGACCUGCACCUGAACCACCUACCGAGUUAGGACGUCUAAGAGUUCUCUCUAAAACAGCUGGUAUAAGAGUCUCUCCGCUAAUAUUGGGAGGUAUGUCGAUUGGUGACGCCUGGUCAGGAUUCAUGGGGUCAAUGAACAAGGAGCGGGCUUUUGAGCUGCUUGAUGCCUUUUUCGAGGCAGGUGGAAACUUCAUUGAUACUGCAAAUAAUUACCAAAAUGAACAGUCAGAGGCAUGGAUAGGUGAAUGGAUGGUUUCAAGAAAAUUGCGUGACCAAAUUGUUAUUGCCACCAAAUUCACCACAGACUAUAAGAAGUAUGAAGUGGGCAAGGGCAGAAGUGCCAACUUCUGUGGUAAUCACAAGCAUAGUUUACACGUAAGUGUGAGAGAUUCUCUUCGCAAAUUGCAGACUGAUUGGAUUGACAUUCUCUAUGUUCACUGGUGGGAUUAUAUGAGUUCGAUCGAGGAAGUUAUGGAUAGUCUGCAUAUUCUUGUGCAGCAGGGCAAGGUCCUCUACCUGGGAGUAUCUGAUACACCUGCAUGGGUCGUGUCUGCUGCAAAUUACUACGCUACCUCUCACGGGAAAACUCCCUUCAGCAUCUAUCAAGGUAAAUGGAAUCUGUUGAAUAGGGACUUUGAGCGUGAAAUUAUUCCAAUGGCUAGGCAUUUUGGUAUGGCUCUCGCUCCAUGGGAUGUCAUGGGAGGGGGAAGAUUUCAGAGCAAAAAAGCUUUAGAAGAACGGAAGAAGAGUGGAGAGGGCCUGCGUAGCUUUGUUGGUACAUCUGAACAGACGGAUGCAGAGGUUAAGAUCAGCGAGGCAUUGUCGAAGGUUGCUGAGGAACAUGGCAUUGAGUCUGUCACAGCUAUUGCCAUUGCCUAUGUCCGCUCCAAAGCGAAGCAUGUUUUCCCAUUGGUUGGAGGAAGGAAAAUUGAGCACCUCAAACAAAAUAUUGAGGCGUUGAGUAUUAAAUUGACACCAGGACAGAUAGAAUAUCUAGAAAGCAUUGUCCCAUUCGAUGUUGGGUUCCCUAGCAAUUUCAUCGGAGAUGAUCCUGCAGUUACUAAGAAACUUGCAUUCCUUCCAGCAAUGUCUGCCAAGAUUGCUUUUGACGAUUAG
This is a messenger RNA of Saccharomyces kudriavzevii IFO 1802, 1131 nucleotides long. It is a transcript of the gene AAD10, whose product is annotated as putative aryl-alcohol dehydrogenase. The transcript has a single exon. Bases 1 to 1131 code for a protein of 376 amino acids. NCBI's taxonomy places the organism in Eukaryota, Fungi, Ascomycota, Saccharomycetes, Saccharomycetales, Saccharomycetaceae. The record is from RefSeq and is a predicted model, not a curated record.